Syngnathus acus (greater pipefish) is the source of this 3804-nucleotide messenger RNA. RefSeq names its product thyroid hormone receptor-associated protein 3-like. Gene Ontology annotation, cellular component: mediator complex. NCBI's taxonomy places the organism in Eukaryota, Metazoa, Chordata, Actinopteri, Syngnathiformes, Syngnathidae. Gene Ontology annotation, molecular function: DNA binding; transcription coregulator activity. The record is from RefSeq and is a predicted model, not a curated record. Gene Ontology annotation, biological process: positive regulation of transcription by RNA polymerase II.
GCCAGUCGCCACUGCAGAUCACACACGCACGCACACAUACACACACACACACACACACACAAGCAAGGAGCAUUGCAGUGGGACGACUUUUAACGCUUUUAGGUGCUGCUGAAUAUGAGGCAACGUCAACGCUGAGCAAAAACGCUGACCGUAGUCUGAGGUGCCUGGCCUGCCAGCGGGGAUGUCCAGAGCCACAAGAUCAGCUUCUCGGUCUCGGAGUCACUCGAGAUCCCGGUCCCGAUCGCGCUCCCGAUCCCGGUCCACCUCGCACUCUCAAAGAAGUCACUCCCGCUCGCGCUCCAGGAGACAUCGAUACAGCUCUAGGUCACGGUCUCGAUCACGGUCCCGGUCAAGAUCUCAAUCGCCACUUUAUAACCGCGACAAGAAAUAUCAGAACAGCCGUGAGUUACGGGGAUAUCACCGCGGCUUCCGGAGGCCGUACAACUUCCGAGGCAGAGGACGGGCUACUUCUCUACGUGGACGAUACCAGCGUGGUGGUGGUGGUGGCGGCGGCGGCAGCAGAGGUUACAAUAACAACAACAACAAUUAUAAUUUUCGUAACAACUGGAAAAAUUACAAGCAGAACCCGCAGAAGCAGCAAAAACAGCAGCAUCAAAACCAGUCCCGAGGGCGACCCUACCUCCAGAAAUUCUCUGGAAGCCCCCCUCCUCCAGGACAAUCCCACCACACUGACCGAUCCCCUUCUCCAUUAUCAAGGCAAUCUCAACAUUCUAACGCUUCCUCUCAUGGCUCUUCUCCCAAAGCCCCUUUGGUGGCUAAUCAGAGUUCCAACAAUGUAAAAGAGGAGCUCUUGGCCAAGGAGGCCCAGAAAGAAGGGGCAGAUGGGGAGCAAUUUGAGGUGGGAGAUGCCCAAGGUCCAGGUGGUGGGUCAACUGAGGGGGGCUGGCAUAUCCUGACUGAAUACAACAGCAGUCCAAAGAAAGCCAGUCCAGAAAAUCUUGCUGUCAAUCUUCAGAACAGCCAAAACUCAAACCAGACUGGUAGCUCAUCUCAGAAUGACACCAGCAAUGGUGCCCCCUCUUGGGAGACGGUGUGUAAUGCACCAAGUACACAAAUGUCACAGGAAGCGCUAAACCAAAUGCUUUCAAGCCUUGACAUGUUCAAGAGCGAGGAAUUCCCUGAUGGAGACAAAGCAGCCAUCUCCAUCGCUUUCAGAAAGUUUCUGAAGGAGCACAAUAAAAAACCCAAACCCAGUUGGGAAAACAAGAGCACAGAGGCAAAUACUGUAGACGAUGAAGCCGAUAUAAACGGUCCAGCACCGGCAGGUGUCGCUGAGCCACCAUCAAAGUGCCACACAGAAGACCUCAACGGCAAAGUGACUUUAAAUCAUUUACUGAAGGAUUCUCCUUCUGCAUCUGAGGCGGAGGAGGACGGAAUCCUCCGCAAACCUCACUCAAAGUCACAGAACAAAGACAGGCACAAUGGAGAUGUUGACAAAGCGAAUCCAAAGGUUGUUCAUUCAUCCAGAGAGCCGGUUGAUGAGUGCUUUGACAGAUGGCAAAGCGUGUCCUCGCAGGGAGCCGACAGCGAAUCCAGCGCUCUCGGAGAGGAGAGGUACAAUGCGCUGCAAUUGGCUGCCAUUGCUCGGCGGGAAAUGUCGGGAACCUUUGAAGAGCUGGGUUGCAAACCCAUGAAAAUAUCGAAAUCUCUCUCGACGCCAUCUCCCGUGCCACUGUUGAGGCGGAACUCUGACAGGGAGAUGUUUCUGAUGACAGAGGAGGACUCAGCGUUGUUGUCCUUGAGAAAACCUGAGCCCAAGAUUAAUGUCAGAAUGGAUUUCCUUGGAGACAGCAUGAUCGGCACUUCCGAGAUUUUAGCUCAGGAGCGACAGUUGUCUCAGGACCUGGUGCAAUCGUCAAAGAGAGGUCAGGAGUUCCGCUCCAUCUUUCAACACGUUCAGACUGCGCCGAUGCAGAGAACUACCGCCGAGCUGUUUGCUCAGCACAUUGUGACCAUCCUGCACCACAUCAGAGCUCAUCACUUUGCCUCUUCCCGAAUGACUCUCAAUGAGCGAUUCACCAUGUACCAAAGGCAAGCUGCAGCGAGGGAGAGCAUGAAACCCCGAAAAAGCCCAGAGAUUCACAGGAGAAUUGACGUAUCACCAAGUGCUUUUAAGAAACACUCACAGGUUUUUGAGGCAAUGAAAAGCUCAGAGGAUGGCACUAACAAGGAUGUUGGGGAAAAAACAAAGGGUGGCCCAAUGGACCUUCGGUUGGAUAUCGAACGGCGUAAAAAGUACUCCGGCCGUGAACGAGAUUACGAUCAGGACGGGCUUGCUGACUCCCCAGACACUAAUCGCGAGAAACCCGAAGAAACGUUCCCCAAGAAAUCAAAUGAGAGUAAGUGCUCUCGCUCCAGGUCAUCUUCCUCAUCGUCCUCCUCAAAGUCCCUUCAGGGUGACGUGCCCAAGGCCGAGCUCAAAAGCGACGGCUUUAACAGGGCUCGGCUAGCUUCGACUGAGACCACUGCAGAGAAACAAACAACGUGGAGGGAAUUUCAAGUACGAUUUCGCGGAAGAGGCUGGAAGAAGGGCAACCACCCGGGAGACUGCAAUCCAGACAUUGCAGGAGCACCCAAAGACGAAGACUGGGAUAAGGAAAGUCCCCCAAAGAGCAGAGCAUACUACUUGCACGAUGAUAGAGACGCCAAGGUAGAAGCCAGCAAGCAGAUGGACAACCGAGGAGGGCUCGGCGGAGGUGGCUUGUCACGUGGAUGGCCGAGGUUUAUCAUACGAAAAACCAACGUCGGGGGAGCCAACAUCACGUGGGCCCAAGAUAAGUUCCUGGUCAACGGAGAGAAAAGUGGCAUGCAGGAAGACCAUACAGAACGGCAAAAGAAAGAUGGAAAUACUUGAGCGUCCACAUCUUAAGAGACCGUUCUCAAACGGGAUCCGAUUCGCAUCCACUGGAAUAAUCGACAAACGCCGAUUCCAGAAGUUUAACAUCUGACUUCAGUUCUUUCAAGAUGACUCACUGGUACUUGACAGUCACGGUGCAUUACUGUUUCACAUACCUUACCUGGUAAUAGUUUUUGUUUUGAGUGCCAGUACAAAAAAAAAAAAAAAAUUCUGGUUUGUGCCUCCAACUUGUCACAAAGUUUUUAAAAUUCAAAGACCGCAUCAGUUGGGGAGGGAAUGCUGGGGUUAAAAGAAUGGUGGAUUAAACUGUUGAAUUGUACGACGCUUUUUUUGUAGUUCUAGUUGUGUCUGAUACUGGAGGGAUGGAUUGAAGAGCACUUUUGUUGGCCUGGAUCAGACAAAGGGACCAACUUGUAAAGGGUCAUCAAAAAGUCAAGUCAUCUGUCAGAUUUACAAUAUCUUAGCAUAAAGCAAACUACCUGGACUUUCGUAACAUUGUGGUCACGUUUUGAAUUUCUGUUAUUCACAGUAGGAGCUUUAGCUGGCUAGAUGUAGAAAAGAACACGUCAUUGGGUGAUGUGUCAAUGAUCUCAAAUGACAUUUUUUUUAACAUGGUCGAAACUUUAAACACAGAAUUAGCAUUUUCGUUUGCCAAAGUAUCUUAAAAUGAUGUGUUUACGUCUGCUUGGCUUCCAUAGUAUACACGCGGAGUGUUUACAUGAAAUAAUUUAUACGAAUUAUAAAGAUGAUUCAAAGGUUGUGCUGAAUGGUUUUCACUGGGUCAAACGGUGUGCAUAAUUUGCAGUUUGUAGAAUUUGUGUUCACCUGGUGUGCCUGUUUGUGUUAUGCUGGAGCUAAAGGACUUUCGAAUAAUCUCGGGUGUUUGCUUUUGAAAACUGUUUUAUUAAAUGGAACACUGAGGACAA